AUGAACAACAUCUUCAAAAUCAUGCUUUGGACUCGUUCUUUAACCCAUUUCCGAUCAACCCACCACAUCUAUUCACGUAAAAUUUCUAACUUUAAUAAGGAUCCUGAUCGUGGAUCAUGGGAAUCAAUAGAGGGUCUCCUUCAUUGCUCUGCAAAUUCUGUUCCUUUAUCUCCUAUCAACUUCUUGGAGAGAGCAGCAAAGGUUUGCAGAGACCGAACAUCUCUUGUCUAUGGUUCCUUGACCUAUAACUGGGGACAAACUCAUCAACGUUGUCUCAAACUCGCUUCUUCUCUUACUCAACUAGGAAUUUCUCGUGGAGAUGUGGUUGCCACACUAGCACCUAAUGUUCCUGCGAUGUACGAGCUGCAUUUUGCAGUACCAAUGGCUGGAGCAAUUCUUUGUACCCUUAAUUCUCGCCUAGACGCAACUAUGGUUUCAGUUCUAUUAGAGCAUUCGCAAGCAAAGAUCCUUUUCGCAGACUACCAACUACUUGAAAUGGCUCAGGGAGCAUUCGACUUGCUUCGCCAAAGAGGAAGGGAGUUGCCUACUCUAGUCGUAAUUACUGAUUCUGAUUGCUCGUCUACUGUCGAUAAUACAUCAACUAGUUACGAGUACGAGAAGCUAAUGGAUGUUGGCCAUACUGGUUUUAAUAUUGUGAAACCGAAAAGCGAAUUGGAUCCUAUAAGUAUAAAUUACACCUCAGGCACCACAUCUAGGCCUAAAGGAGUUGUCUACAGUCACAGAGGUGCUUAUCUAAACUCUCUAGCAACAGUUCUACUCUUUCAAAUGAACAUAUUUCCGGUUUAUCUUUGGAAUGUUCCAUUGUUCCAUUGCAAUGGUUGGUGUCUCCCUUGGGGAGUAGCAGCUCAAUUAGGCACAAAUGUUUGCUUAAGAAAAGUUUCUCCAAAGGACAUAUUUGACAAUAUAAUCCAGCAUAAGGUGACACACAUGGGAGGAGCACCUACAGUGCUUAACAUGAUUGUGAAUUCCGCGUCAACUCAUAGAAAGCCCCUCAAUCACAAGGUUUUAGUGGUGACAGGAGGUUCUCCUCCACCUCCGCAGAUCCUUUCUAAGAUGGAAGAAAUUGGUUUUAGCGUUUCUCAUCUAUACGGUUUGACAGAAACAUACGGCCCGGGGAGUUUUUGCGCGUGGAGACCUGAGUGGGACACGCUGCCUGCAGAAGAAAGAUCGAAGAUGAAAGCUAGACAAGGUGUGCCUCAUGCAGGGUUGGAAGAAAUUGAUGUCAAAGAUUCUGAAACUAUGGAAAGUGUUCCGGGCGAUGGAAAAACAGUUGGCGAGAUAAUGUUUAAGGGGAAUACAGUGAUGAGUGGAUAUUAUAAAGAUUUGAAAGCCACAAAAGAAGCUUUCAAAGAUGGCUGGUUUCAUAGUGGGGAUCUUGCUGUGAAACAUUCUGAUGGUUACAUAGAAGUUAAGGAUAGAUUGAAGGAUAUAAUAGUCUCUGGAGGAGAAAAUAUAAGCUCGGUCGAGGUAGAAACCGUUUUGUAUAGUCAUCCGGCUGUUGAUGAGGCCGCGGUUGUUGCCCGACCGGAUGAUCAUUGGGGUCAAACUCCUUGUGCUUUUUUGAAGCUGAAAGAAGGAUUUGAGGCAGAUGCUCAAGAGAUAAUUGGCUUUUGCAGGGAACGUUUGCCUCAUUACAUGGCUCCCAAAACAAUCAUUUUUCAAGAUAUGCCAAAGACUUCUACAGGGAAAAUACAAAAGUAUAUUCUAAGGGAGAAAGCCAAGGCUUUGGGAAGUAUAACUAUCUAUAACCAGCCUCUCUGA
This is a messenger RNA of Lathyrus sativus (Indian pea), 1782 nucleotides long. Lineage: Eukaryota; Viridiplantae; Streptophyta; Magnoliopsida; Fabales; Fabaceae. The record is from the annotation of a GenBank genome assembly.